AUGCCUCAACAAACACCCAGAAGACGACUCGGCUAUCCUGUAUCUACUCCUCCUGUAUCUACUCCUCCUAACAACCCUCCGAGAUCACCCCGUCCGGGAGCCACGUACGCGAAUGGAGAGGAGACGAGCCUCAUCUCCUUCAAGCAUCAACUCGCAUACUUCCAACGGCUGCUCGGGUCAGUCUAUACACCCGCAAGUACUGGAACACCCAUACCCUCGGCAGAGUCAGCCGGCCACAUCGUGACGGCGGUCCGGGAGGCCAAGCCCAAAACCGUGAAGUUUGCAGCACCUUCACCGUCUGUGAGCUCUGAGGAAGAUUCGGAGGACGAUCCACGCAUCGUGACCGGCUCGAUAUAUAGCCCCCCUAGCAGCCCUCAAGAGCCUCCUCAACCGCCGCCCAAGAGCCCACUUAGGCAAAAACAGGAGAGACCUACGCAAGGCCAAUUGCCGGCACCGACACCUCCACCUAAGCACGCGCUUCCGGAAAUACCGCCCACGACUCCCUUACGACUGUCCGCCUACGGUGUAUCCGGCAGCCAAGCCGCAAGUCCGGCGCGUGCUAACACGCCAAUGCGGGCUGAGGCCUCCUCCAACUCGUCCUCCGCUCAGCAUCAGCCAGGCGUGGGCCUUGGAGAUCAAACGUUCGGAUCGGAUCCUCGGUCUCCUUCGGUCACGUCAGGGUCUGGCACCACGCCUUCGCGCGGGCGUCCAACCGUCAAUAUUCGGGAUUGUCGUGUCCAUGGCGAGACCUAUGCGCAUGGAUGCGAAUGGUGUCACACUGAUCCCAUUGUUAGGGUGGUAGAGAUCCCACGCUGGGACGAAUAUGUGCCAGCAUGGCGACGCAUGAACCGGCCGAGGCAAGCCUGA
Messenger RNA from Colletotrichum gloeosporioides, 867 nucleotides. RefSeq lists its product as uncharacterized. The transcript is spliced from 3 exons. The record is from RefSeq and is a predicted model, not a curated record. Bases 1 to 867 code for a protein of 288 amino acids. Lineage: Eukaryota; Fungi; Ascomycota; Sordariomycetes; Glomerellales; Glomerellaceae.